This is a messenger RNA of Penicillium cosmopolitanum, 708 nucleotides long. Its product is annotated as eukaryotic translation initiation factor 4E. Gene Ontology annotation, cellular component: cytoplasm; eukaryotic translation initiation factor 4F complex. Gene Ontology annotation, molecular function: translation initiation factor activity; RNA 7-methylguanosine cap binding. The record is from RefSeq and is a predicted model, not a curated record. Lineage: Eukaryota; Fungi; Ascomycota; Eurotiomycetes; Eurotiales; Aspergillaceae. Bases 1 to 708 code for a protein of 235 amino acids. Gene Ontology annotation, biological process: translational initiation. The transcript is spliced from 3 exons.
AUGGCCGCCGUGGAGAAUGGUCACCCCGUGACGGAUGAGAAUGCCGCUCCUGCGGUCUCCGCCUCGACCGACGAGGUCACCGUCUUCCAUGACCCCGAGAACUUCAACGUGAAGCACCCUCUCAUGCACGAGUGGACUCUGUGGUUCACCAAGCCCCCCAGUGGAAAGGGCGAUAACUGGAACGACCUACUCAAGGAAGUCGUCACAUUCAGCUCCGUCGAAGAAUUCUGGGGCAUCUACAACAACAUCACCCCAACCUCCGAACUCGGCCUAAAGGCCGACUACCACCUCUUCAAGAAGGGCGUACGACCGGAAUGGGAAGACCCGCAGAACAAGCACGGCGGCAAAUGGUCAUACCAAUUCAAAGACAAGCGAUCCGUCCCCAUCGACGACCUCUGGCUACACGCCCAGCUAGCCGCCAUCGGCGAGACGCUCGAGCAAGACGCCGACAACGAAGUCAUGGGCGUGGUAGUCAAUGUGCGCAAGGGAUUCUACCGAGUCGGACUGUGGACCCGCACCGUGGGCAAGAGUAUCCAGGGCGAUAAGAGUACCCGCACACCCGCGCAGGGUAAGGAUAUUCUCGAGGCGAUCGGGCGUCGGUUUAAGGAGGUCCUUCGUCUCAAGGAGGCGGAUGUGGUUGAGUUCUCUGGACACACUGAUAGUGCGCACAGUGGUAGCACCCGUGCCAAGGCUAAGUACACUGUCUAG